UUUACUUUUGCCCUGGACCAAAAUGGAACAUUUUGGAUGACGGUGUAUGAUGUAAAAAGAAAGCCAAUAUGCAGGCUUUUGAAAGCUGCUGAAGUCGAAGAAAAAUCCCUCAAAGCCUCGUCAGAACUAUCCAUCAUUCUGAUCUGCUCCAUCGUGUUCUGCGUAAUCCUUCUGAGUCUGAUCAUUCUUUGGCUCAUCCUGAGACACAGGAGGAACAAUUCCCUUCCAUCAAACACCAACGAGACCCAGGAAAUGUCCGUCUUUCCCAACGAGCCACCCGAGUACCACGAAGUCCAAUAUGGAGAUUCGAGAAGUGCCGCCGAGUACGAAAACGUCGGCGCCGAGGAAGGACUGUACGAAGAAGUAAAAUACGACCAGGUUGGUGCCACGCCCUCUUCUCCUGGUCUCUACGAGCAGCCGAUAUGUCUCAGCCCGCGAUCGGCGAGGAGAGUGAAAGCGAAGCCUGAGAGGCCGCGGACUUUCGAAGAAUUUGGAGAUGCGCCUCUUGCUCCAGUCGAGUACGACGACGUCGGCCCUCCUGAACCGGAUGAACCUCUCUACGAUGAAGUUGCACCGGACUACACCACACCACGUUUCGAUGACACUUCUGAAUCGGCACAGUACCUGAAAAUCUUGCCAUGAGUACCAACUGAUCUGGUUUUUUUAGAUGAAUAUAAAUAAUAAUACUUAAUGUUCCGUUCGUAGACGCAAUAUUCUCUUAAACAUGUGCCGUAAUUAUAUUUUAGAAUAAAAAUAAAUCUUAAUUGUUAAUUAUAAUUAUUUAAUGUUUUAAACCAUUCCGUAAGUCCUGAGAAAUAAACUCUCUUAUUUAUAAAAUUGCUGAAGAAACAAAUAAUUAAAAUCUAUCUUGU
Molecule: messenger RNA, 872 nt
Organism: Cloeon dipterum
Lineage: Eukaryota; Metazoa; Arthropoda; Insecta; Ephemeroptera; Baetidae
Exons: 2
Coding region: 37-642 (201 amino acids)
Source: RefSeq, a predicted model, not a curated record